This is a messenger RNA of Ostrea edulis (European flat oyster), 429 nucleotides long. RefSeq lists its product as uncharacterized. The transcript has 3 exons. The record is from RefSeq and is a predicted model, not a curated record. Bases 49 to 429 code for a protein of 126 amino acids. NCBI's taxonomy places the organism in Eukaryota, Metazoa, Mollusca, Bivalvia, Ostreida, Ostreidae.
AAAGAGAAAUAGAGAAAAAAAAAAAGGUACAGAAAUCGUGAAGGUAGAAUGGAACAACCCUCAACAUGCUCAAAAGUGAAACGUGGAUGCAAAAGAAAAUUAUUUGCUAAAUCAGAGUCCGAUAGCAAAAUGCCAAUCAAUAUGCCUGUUCAGAAAUCCUCAAAACACACCACUGAAGAUCUAAUCAUGUUUCUACUUGGCCAAACACCCGAGACAUGCGAAUAUAAAAAGUAUAAGAGACUGGUACAAACUGACAGAUCAUUCCAAAAGCAAUACGAAAGAAUACUUGCCCUCAUACAAAUAAGAAUAAGCAAAUUACACCGAGAACUAAAGGAACAGAUACAGAAGAAAAACAACGAUGAAACUGAACAGAAAAUUACUUAUUCUGAACUUCUUCUAAGACACUGGUCAAUGUAUUUACAUCUAUAA